AUGAACCAUUUCUUGCCAAUUGAACUUGCUGGUAGUCAACAACCGCUUUUGAUAGUUGACGAGAGAUUACUGGUGGUUCAAGAUAAUGUUGGAUUAUUCGAUGGAGUCGAGAAAAAUACAAAAUAUGGAAAUGGUAAAUUAUAUUUGACAUCACAUCGAAUAAUUUACGUCGACUCUAAACAACCUGGCAAUCAUUCGAUCGCGCUCGAUCUAAAACUUGUCAGAGGACUCGAGUAUAUGACUGGAUUAUUUAAAUCAUCACGUAAAAUCAUCCUUCACUUUUCAUUCUCAAACGAUAACGAAAUCACCCAAGCCUCAUUCCCAGCAACAUGGAUCUGUCCAUCAUGUUCUUUCGGAAACACAGCACGCCUUGCACUAUGUCAAUUAUGCGGCGAGAAACAACCAGAAACACCGCCACUAUCUCCAACCUUAAAAAAUACUUUCUCGCAAGAUUCUUCGAUCGAGAGACCAUGUCACGCGUGUACCUACAUGAAUAAACCCACUUUGCCUAAAUGUGAAUUGUGUGGUGCUGGACUCACAAUGGCCUAUUUGGACCAAAAUGAGGUUUGCGAUCUGAGUGGUGUGAAAACAAGCGAAGAAGUUAUGCGAGGAUCGAGAACGGGAGAAUAUGUGAGACUUUCGUUUAAGAAAGGAGGAUGUAGUGCAUUUUUUGAGAAAUUGCAAGUUGCAAUGACAAUGAAAGUGUGGGAGGAUAUACGUAGCCACAUGCAACGCAAAUCGCACACUCCGAGUCGUUCCAAUACUGCCACAUCUGACAACUCUAACCAACGAUCCGCAGGGAAUAAUAAUAACAAUACUCACUCAAACUCCAACAACUCAAACUCAAGUAAUAAUAAUAACGUUUCUAAUUCUACUGUUAAAGGUUUAAAAAACGAAGAACUUAAACCUUAUAAAAUUGACGAUAAUCGGGGAGAGUCGCAACAACAGCAACAUUACCAACAGCAACAUCAACAGCAGCAGCACCACCAACAGCAACACCAUCAACAGCAACACCAUCAACAGCAACAUCAACAAGCAUCUCAACAACAUCAGCAACAAAAAGGUUUAGAGUGGGCUCUUGGGCUCUCUAUUCGAGUGAAAACUUUGACGGAUGAAGAAUACGAAGGACAGAUCUAUGCAUACGAUACAAAGACCAAUUGCGUUAAUGCUACAUCAAAUGAUGCCACUAACACCACUACUAGUGUGUUCGCCACAACGUUCCCUUCCGUGAGUUAUGUGCAAAUGGAAAGAAUACAAGCAAGGGAAAUGCAAGCAUACAGGGAAACGCAGGCAUUUUUGGCAAGAAUUGGUGUUGGUGUGACUGUUGAGGCACAAGAGAUUUUCGACGCCCUGAGUAAAACGUUGCCGGUGCGAUGGGCUGAAGAAAAAAUUGUGGUUUUAGAUGAGGUGGUUAUUAAUCCACCAUAUGAUUUGGAAAAUUGUAAAGCAAACUCGAGUGCAUCCGGUUCGUUGGCACGUGUCAAGAAAGUGCUUGAAGGAGAAAAGAAAAGGUUGUCGAGUGUGAGAAAAUAA
Messenger RNA from Ambispora leptoticha, 1533 nucleotides. The record is from the annotation of a GenBank genome assembly. Lineage: Eukaryota; Fungi; Glomeromycota; Glomeromycetes; Archaeosporales; Ambisporaceae.